Setaria italica (foxtail millet) is the source of this 3635-nucleotide messenger RNA. Its product is annotated as putative disease resistance RPP13-like protein 3. The record is from RefSeq and is a predicted model, not a curated record. The transcript is spliced from 4 exons. Gene Ontology annotation, molecular function: ADP binding. Lineage: Eukaryota; Viridiplantae; Streptophyta; Magnoliopsida; Poales; Poaceae. Gene Ontology annotation, biological process: defense response to other organism. Bases 257 to 3055 code for a protein of 932 amino acids.
CAACCUGCCCUUGACCUUGACCUCGAUCCUCGAGCGGAUGGAGCGCAUCAGCGCGUGGGGCCCAGGACACAGUGCUGGGAAUCACAGGGAUCCAAUGCUCUUUCUCGUCAAUUAUUGCCUUCACCUUCCCCCUGCAUCUGCAUCCCAUGGACCUCUGCUUUGCUCUUCCAAGGCGGCCAAGCAAGCUUGAAUCAAGCAACCUCUCGGUCCGGCGACGAGCGGCUGGCGGCGCCAUCCAGCAAACCGGGACAAAUCCAUGGAGAUCGUGGUGGGGGCACUACCGAGCCUCGUGCACAAGCUCGGUGAGCUGCUAGUUGGCGAGUACAAUCUGCAAAAGGAGGUGAAAGGAGGGAUCAUCUUCCUCCAAGCUGAGCUCGAGAGCAUGCAAGGUGCCCUCGAGAAGAUCUCGAGGACACCAGCAGACAAGAUUGACGACCAGGACAAGAUCUGGGCUAGGAAAGUGAGAGAGAUGUCCUACGAUAUAGAGGACAACAUUGACAAAUAUAUCGUGCAGUGCAAGGGGAGGAAGACGGUCGAACAGCAUAGCUUCAAGGAAGCCAUUGAUAGGACCCUCAAAUGGUUCAGGCAGCCUAAGAUUCGUCGUAAGAUUGCUACAGAAAUCAGAGAGAUCAAGAGCCGUGUCAUCGAGGUGCACGAGCGGCGUGAGAGGUACAAGAUCGAUGAUGUCGAUAAGCCUGCUGCUGUUGAUCCUCGUUUGUUGGCUCAGUACAAGAAGGCAACAGAGCUCGUUGGCAUUGAUGAGGCAAGGGAUGAGGUGAUUAACAUUCUGGUGGAAGGGGAUGGUGUGUCCAGCCAGCAUGGCAAGGUAGUUUCCAUAGUUGGAUUUGGUGGCCUGGGAAAGACGACUCUUGCUAAAGUGGUGUAUGAAAAGAUCAAGGGAAAAUUCGAUUGCUGGGCUUUUGUUCCUGUGUCUCAAAAUCCUGACAUGAGGGAAUUCUUCAAGAGGUUGCUCUAUGAACUUGGAAAGAACGUCAAUGAUCAAACAUUGGAUGAGAGGCAACUCAUCGAUCAAACCAGAAAACUCCUUCAGACGAAGAGGUACUGCAUUGUUAUUGAUGACAUAUGGAGUGUCACGAUUUGGGAUACGAUUAGAUGUGCUUUGCCCGAUGAUGUUGGUGGAUACAUAAUUAUCACAACUACUCGUGUUUUAAAGGUAGCCGAACAAGUUGGUGGUGCCUACACGAUGAAACCCCUUUGUCUUGAGAGCUCCCGAAAACUACUGUAUGGAAGAAUAUUUGGUAAUGGGAGCAAAGACAACAAUGAAGACAUAGUAAAAUGUCUUGACGAUGAGUUGGCCGAAGUAUCAGACAGAAUACUGAAGAAAUGUGCUGGUGUGCCAUUAGCUAUAGUUACGAUGGCUAGUUUGCUAGCUUGCAAAGCAAGAAAUAAAAUGGAGUGGUACGAGGUGUACAAUUCUGUUGGUACUGGUCUGGAAAACAAUCUAGAUGUGGAGAAUAUGAGAAAGAUUUUGUCAUUUAGCUAUUAUGAGCUACCGUGCCAUUUAAGGGCUUGCUUGUUAUAUUUGAGCAUGUUUCCUGAAGAUUAUGAAAUUAAGAAGGAUCGAUUGAUAAGGAUGUGGAUAGGUGAAGGUUUUAUCCAAUGUGAAAAAGCAGGGAAGAGCCUAUUUGAACUCGGAGAAAGUUACUUCAAUGAGCUUAUAAAUAGAAGCAUGAUCCAACCAAUUCAUAAUAUGAUAAAUGAUAUGAUAUCAAGAUGUCGUGUACAUGAUAUGGUGCUUGAUCUUAUCCGCUCCUUGUCUAGUGAAGAAAACUUUAUUACUGUACUAAGUGAUAUGGGAGGUACAUCUCCGUCAAAUACAAUUCGGAGGUUAUCCCUUCAGAAUGGCCAGGAAAGUCAUGUGAUGGCUCAAGCUACAUGGAGCUUGCAACAUGCAAGGUCAGUUGUUGUCUUUCCAGCUGCUGCUUCUCUAACGCCGCCUCUUGCCUGCUGCCAAGUUUUACGUGUUCUGGAUUUAGAAGACUGCCAUCUUUCACAAGCUAAUAGUAGCCUUAAGUACCUUGGGAAUUUGCAUCACUUGAGAUACUUGGGACUUUGUGGGACAGGUGUUUCUCAGCUCCCGGAAGAAAUAGGAAACCUGCAGCUUCUACAAACAUUAGAUGUAAGGGGUACUAAAAUUUUCAGGUUGCCUUCGAGUGUUGUCCAGCUAAGAAAGUUGAUGUGCCUAUACAUGAACGAGUUUACAGGAGUUCCAAACGGAAUUGGAAACAUGACAUGCCUUGAACAGCUGUCAUGGUUACACAUUGAUGACUCUACCAUAAACAUUAUAGAAGAGUUGGGCCAGCUAACUGAACUGAGGCAGUUGUAUAUUCAAUUGGACAAGUGGAACAACAAGCUGUUGGAGUGCCUAUGCAAGCUACAAAAGAUGCAGAAACUAGUUAUCACGGUCUAUAAGGGUCAAUGCAGCAUCGGCGGGUUGGAUGCCUGGGUCGCCCCUCGACAUCUCCGCAAAUUGGAUUUCAACAGAUGUUGGUUUUCAACAUUGCCGGCUUGGGUGAAUCCAUCGCUUCUUCUGGAUCUCACCAAGCUAGAAAUCGCCGUGAGGGAGCUACAUCAGGUUGAUCUCGAAAUCCUCGGGAGGUUGCCAGCUCUCCGCUUUCUAAAACUGAAGGUGGACAACAAGAACCUCGGUAUCCUUGCGAGAUUCGUUGUUGGUGCUGGUGCGUUCCCGUGCCUUGUAAGCUGUUGCUUCGAGCAAUUUGUGUGGCUAGUGGUAUUUCAGCAUGGAGCUAUGCCAAGGCUCAGAUAUCUUAUAUUCUCUCGGUUUUAUCUGCGGGAGGCAAGAGGAAUUGCCUGCAAUGACGGUAGUCUCGACUUGGGCCUGGGAAACCUGCCAUUUUUGCAGCUUGUCAUCGCUCAGCUGCAAUGUGAUGGUGCUGGCAAGGAGGAGGCAGAGCAAGCCAUGGCUGCGCUGACGCAUGAAGCUGAAAUGCAUCCCAAUCAUCCCCGUCAUGUUAUAGAUGACGAUGAUGAUGAUGAUGACGAGUAUGAGGAUGACGAUGACGAGUACGAGUAAUAUAAGACUUUACGCCAGAAGGUGAAGCUGGAGCAGAGCAGAUGACAAAGUCCCUCUGUUUCGCCACGCAUGCAGAGGUUAAACUGCUCGGCCAUGAGCUUUACCAGACACCCUCAGACUCAGAGCAUGCGUUUGAGACUGAGAGCUUUGAUCGUUUCUGCUGUGCAUCAGAUACUUCGGCCAUGGCAUUUCGUUGCGAGAGUGUAGGAUGACAUUGUCAGUGGAUAUGAUUGUAAUACCUGACUAACUUCCCCCUCUGUACUCAUAAUACCGUUUACUUUACUCAUUGAAAAGGGACUGAGCUGUGGCCUGCGCCCCUGAUCUAUGUACUCAGGGCCUUGGCUGUUUAUUUUGAUGAAUUCUUUUAGAUUAAGUGAUGAAAGAUAAAAACAAUGUAUUUUUGGGUUAAUGUUGCAGCUUGUGACCGUAAUCAUCUUGUGAGCCGUAAGCAUGGACGGCGGUAUGUAAUCAUCUUAUGAGCCGUAAGCAUGGAUAUUGUUGCGGAGUAUGUAUUCAUUGUGAGCCGUAAACAUUUUAAUAUUUGGGAUUUGAAUGAUACUCCAGGACUAGUUCUGUGUUC